AUGUACUCUUUGUCCCUGGUCCCGAGACAGCCAUUGUCAGUGUGUAUGGCUAGCGGUUUGACUCGUCCGAUCUGCGCUAGGAAGCGGACUCCUUUUGCCGGUAUGCUUCCUCACCGGAGAGAUCCUUCCCUCCGACCUCUUCCCCUCCCUCUCCCCGGAAUGGUUUCGUUUGAGCCCUUGGCUCUUCUCCCAUCUGCGCCAUCCUCCGCCCCCCCCUCCUGUGAUGGCGAGAUGACAGAGAUUCCACAGGCGAGACCAUCUCCUCCACCUAACACGCCGGACCCGCCAGAUCCAUCCCCUUCACCGCCGCGAUCGCUCAGCCUCUCCACUCUCCACCACCGAACGACACCGGAUCUAGGCGGCUCCUACGAUGCAUCAAUGGCGGCUACCCAAGCCACUACCAUCUUCAUCACCGCCGAUUACCAGUUUCAACCGGCACCUCCGCCGGCGAUGGUUCUCCCGUUAGCGAACACUCUAUGGCCCCUCCUCCUCCUCCCUGCCCAACCUUUCUGA
This is a messenger RNA of Arabis nemorensis, 513 nucleotides long. The record is from the annotation of a GenBank genome assembly. Lineage: Eukaryota; Viridiplantae; Streptophyta; Magnoliopsida; Brassicales; Brassicaceae.